Fusarium oxysporum Fo47 is the source of this 2257-nucleotide messenger RNA. RefSeq lists its product as uncharacterized. NCBI's taxonomy places the organism in Eukaryota, Fungi, Ascomycota, Sordariomycetes, Hypocreales, Nectriaceae. The record is from RefSeq and is a predicted model, not a curated record. The transcript is spliced from 4 exons. Bases 5 to 1864 code for a protein of 619 amino acids.
CAAAAUGUCUACCCGAUAUUUCGACACAGUGACAUCUGCGAACGUAUAUGACGCCCAGCUCAAGGCCGAGAUAAAACUAGCAAAUACCGCAAUCACCAUCGACGACCUCCAGGCCUCCGGCAGCAACUGGGGCCGCCGCCAGCUGUUAGCCUGCCAGGUCAUCGUCUCGCUGACAGCUCACAACGUGCUACCCGCAUACAUAAGACACAGGGGAAAUGAAGGUCGGCCAGAAUCUCAGGAGGUCCAAGAUUUUCUCAAUGGACCUGACCCGAGUCUGAUGCACUACAGCACUCACUUCCUGAUUAGCGAGUAUGGUUUUUCUCUCGGUGAAAUGUGGGCUGCGUUGGCAUCUGUCAAGCACUACCCUCGUCCCCGUGUAGUUUCGAGCAACGAAGGAACACCAGAAGCAAAAAGAGUUCGACGAAGUACGGCUCGUGAAGGAUACGUCAACUCGGCCGGCUUCCAGAUUUCUAGCAGCAAUCCUGAAGACCGGUCUAGUCCGUCAGCUGGCAGUGACGGAUCUGGCGGUCCAAGUUACACCGAGCCAGAACCGACUCAAGAGCUUCCCGCCGAGGACAGUGCUGUUCUUCUGAUCACACGAGUAUUGCGCCACUUACUGUACUACACGCAAGCUCCCCGGUCAUCACGUGUAGUUGACUUUCGCCCCGAGCGACGUCGCAUCGUCUCUGACAUAUCUGAAUUGGAAAAACAGUUUGUUGGCAUUGACGAUGGUGGGUUGAGCCUCAAAGUCGAGGGGGGACUAUCUACAGAGCCGAACGUUGCGAUUGCACUACUUGAGGCUAAGAGACGGCUCGUUGUUGAUCAUGGCAAGCCCAAGAUUUCGGAUGAGUGCCUGGCUCAGAUGACUUGCGAGGCCAUGUUGGCCAGACUCAGACCUAUGGAGGAACAGCUCAACAAUGAACGACUUUGCGUCGAGAACCCGCGUUUCCAUGUUCACCCUCUUUUCUGGACUCGCAAGCACCUCCAAGUUCUACACUGCCAGUUCAAUCACGUCGACUCGGCUGCUCUCCCUCCCUCCCUCCCACCAUCGCCACCGCCCUCACCCAGUAACGACACCGACUCGGACCUCUCGCGACUUGUUCCACGGCUGAUAAACGGCCGGUUCGCCUCAGGCAGGUUCGCUUGCUUCAGCAAGUUGAUGCGUGCUCGCGGCAUCAUCAACGCCCAACUUCGACCUCACUUGCUCUACAAAAAGCUCAGACUCCAUACGCCCGAGUGCGAAGUCUUUCGGACCAACGACGUGUACAAUUUCGAGCAGCGGCCGGUUAUUGGGCACUUUCAGUACGAGGACCUCGUGAAACAGCGGGAACGAGCCAACAGGCCCAGACGCCAUCCCAUUCCUGGCGCCCGCAACCUUCCGGCCGAGAGACUCUACCAGCGCCGAUUACGAGACUUGACUCCCGCGCUGUGGUUUGAGGAUCCGUACUUGGUCUGCGUUCUGCUGUCUCUUGCCCAACUACAACGGCAGAAGGGCCAGACGACGCCAGAAACCUUCUUCGUCCGAUUGCUGGUAACCAACGCCUCCGACACGUCACACGCACACGUCUUCCAAGCAGACAUCCCCUCGAAGCUUCUCCACGCACUCGACAACCCGACCGAAGACAUGGACAACCUCGUCUGGCCAGCGAUACAGCACGUCCAGGUCCCAUUCAAACCGCACGCGAGCUUCUCGGAGCGAAUUGCUGGACAAUUACUCGCUGGUCUCAAGACACGGGCUGAGGAGGAGAUGCCGCGGGGAGAGAAGCGUAAGCGUGAUGAGAUGGAUACCGAGGAGCAGACAAAGAGCGUCAAGGUCUGGGAUGGUGCUGCGCAGGUUGCAGCAGUCCCGUUGGCCAACGGCUGAUGGAUCCUCUCAUCCAGCGCAACUAAGCUCAGUAUCUUGACACAGCUGUCUCGACGACUCCUUACCAACCAAUUCACCCGCCGGUGCAACCUACGAACCAUGACCCAGCCCGACCGACACGGAGCGAGGGCUUUCGAACGCCCUAGAGCGACGAAACAUAAUCUGUAUAGAGUAGCAACAUGUACAAUACAUCCUUCCAUAUCACCACUCACUCUGCAUAGCUACAUAUUCUCAUCCGCAACCAGGGUUUCGCCAUCUCAUGCAAUGCGCGUGAGUGUCGGCAAUCGAUGGGGACUGAGGACAGAACGUCAGUGUUUAGAGCAACACGUUUGAUAGGAACUAGAACUUUACGUGCAUAUCAUGCUAUUACCAAAUUGACAUGAGAUGGUCAGA